GUUAACUGACGAUAACAACCCUUUAUCAACCAACAUUCAACAUGGCGAAAAUACAUGUAGAAGUGUUGGACACGAUUUUUUAUUUUUAGUUUUCCUUAUUAGUUUCUAGCUUAGAAAUAUAAUGAAACAAUUUUUUCUCGCCAUCUUAUCGUUUCUCGCCGCGGUGCUAAUAGUGUUACUGUUUGUGGCCUUAGGUUGGUAUCUAUUGUGGGUCCUUAUCAUUAAGAGAUUUAAGUUCAUUAAGGACAUCUUAAACAGUGCAAAAGGACUAAAGGAGCCUUCCAAAGAGGACUUGCAAACUGUUAAACCUAAAACCAAAAAGACUCGAAAAGACUGAUACUAUUAAUUUUAGAAUAAUUCUUAAGUCAGUCUAAACAAUGAAUAUCCGGUGUGCUAGGCCUGAAGACCUAAUGAACAUGCAGCACUGCAAUUUGCUUUGUUUACCUGAAAACUAUCAAAUGAAAUAUUAUUUUUACCAUGGAUUGAGCUGGCCCCAGCUGAGCUAUGUGGCAGAAGAUGCAAAUGGUAAAAUUGUUGGUUAUGUCUUAGCCAAAAUGGAAGAGGAUCAAGAAGACUUAAAGCAUGGCCACAUAACAUCUUUAGCAGUAAAAAGAUCUCACAGGAGAUUAGGUUUAGCACAGAAACUGAUGGAUCAAGCUUCUGAGGCAAUGGUGGAAUGUUUUGAUGCAAAAUAUGUGUCUUUGCAUGUGAGGAAGAGCAACAGGGCUGCUUUGAAUCUAUAUAAAAACUCCCUGAAGUUUGAAACUGUGGAAAUCGAGCCUAAGUAUUAUGCUGAUGGAGAAGAUGCUUAUUCAAUGAAGAGGGACCUCAGUGAAUUUUCUAAGAAAAAAGCAGUCAAGGUGGAGUCAGAACAUCUCAAGAAUGAGGAAUAAUUUUAAUUUACUCUCCUUUUUUUGCAAUAAAAUUGUUAAUAGUAGAAAAA
Messenger RNA from Anthonomus grandis grandis, 943 nucleotides. It is a transcript of the gene vnc, whose product is annotated as N-alpha-acetyltransferase 10. The coding region runs from base 378 to 893 and encodes 171 amino acids. Gene Ontology annotation, cellular component: NatA complex. Gene Ontology annotation, biological process: N-terminal peptidyl-glutamic acid acetylation. The transcript has 4 exons. NCBI's taxonomy places the organism in Eukaryota, Metazoa, Arthropoda, Insecta, Coleoptera, Curculionidae. The record is from RefSeq and is a predicted model, not a curated record. Gene Ontology annotation, molecular function: protein N-terminal-serine acetyltransferase activity; protein-N-terminal-glutamate acetyltransferase activity.